UCUCUCGAGCAGGCAAAAGUUAUACUAGUAGAUGCUCCAGAUUCUAAUAAGAUUCUGCGUUUAAUCAGUUCGAUAUGGUGACUUACCAUCCCCCAGGACUUGAAGGAUGGGAUAUUGUUGUAGUUGUGUUGUACUUCGUAGUUAUUCUCGGCGUGGGAUUUUUCGCGAUGUUCAAGUCCAACCGGAGUACAGUUAGUGGAUAUUUUCUUGCUGGGAGAUUUAUGACAUGGCUACCGGUUGGUGCUUCCUUGUUUGCCAGUAACAUCGGCAGUGAACACUUCAUUGGGUUGGCAGGUUCUGGUGCUGCUGCAGGCAUUGGAGUUGGAGCAUUUGAAUUUAAUGCCUUGAUUCUUCUUCAGUUCCUAGGUUGGGUGUUUAUACCAGUAUACAUUGCUGGAGGGGUUUGUACACUACCCGAGUAUCUUCACAGGAGAUAUGGGGGACAAAGGAUCCGCAUCUGGCUGUCUGUUCUUUCACUGCUGCUGUACAUCUUUACCAAGAUUUCUGUUAACCUUUUUUCAGGAGCCCUUUUUAUUCGGCUGGCUUUGGGAUGGAAUCUUUAUCUGGCCAUUCUCCUCCUGUUAUUUAUGACUUUUCUUUGUACAGUCACAGGUGGCCUUGCUGCUGUAAUUUAUACAGACACUCUUUGCACAUUUCUGAUGUCUGUUGGAUCAUUGACAGUCAUGGGAAUGGGAUUUGCGGAGAUUGGCGGUUACAGUGGCCUUAAAGAAAAGUACAUGCUAGCUGUAUCCAAUGACACACUGUAUUCAAACAGUACAUGUGGAAGACCUCGUCCUGACUCAUUCACCAUGCUAAGAGAGCCUCUGCAUUCUGAUAUGCCAUGGGCUGGAUUUAUUUUUGGCCAGACUAUAGCAUCUAUUUGGUACUGGUGUGCUGAUCAGGUAAUAGUUCAACGUGCUCUUGCUGCCAAGAGUCUAUCUCAUGCACAAGGUGGAUGUCUUCUAGCUGGAUACAUCAAGAUAUUACCUCUCUUCACUCUUGUCAUGCCAGGAAUGAUCAGCCGUGUCUUAUCACCAGAUCGUGUGGCUUGCAGCGUACCAGAGAAGUGUAUGGAGAUCUGUGGUAGUGAAGUUGGUUGUACAAACAUUGCAUACCCAGAGCUUGUGCUAAAACUAAUGCCCACAGGACUUCGUGGUCUUAUGAUGGCAGUGAUGAUGGCUGCUCUGAUGAGUGACUUGACAUCCAUCUUUAACAGUGCCAGCACUCUCUUCACUAUUGAUGUGUAUGGCUUGUUUAGAAAGAAAGCAUCUGUGAGGGAACUGAUGAUUGUUGGAAGGGUGAUGGUUGCUAUCAUGACAAUCAUUGGUAUCUUGUGGAUUCCUGUUGUGCAGAACGUACAAGGUGGUCAGUUAUUCAUUUACAUCCAAGCCGUUAGUGCACACUUCUCGCCACCAAUUGCAUGCCUUUAUCUAAUAUCAAUAUUUUGGACAAAGGCAACAGAGAAGGGUGCAUUUUGGGGAAUGAUGAUGGGAUUUGUGAUUGGUGUCAUCAGAAUGGUUUUAGACUUUACUUACCAAGCUCCAAAGUGUGGAGAGUCAGAUCAACGCCCAGCCAUCACAAAGGACCUUCACUACAUGUACUUUGCUCUGGUUUUGUUCUGGAUAACUGGUAUUGCAAUAGUGGUGAUCAGUCUGUUUACUAAACCAUCUGAGGGAGCCAAUACUUCACGACUAACAUGGUGGACUCGUUAUGACAGCCCAGCUGAAAGUAAAUACUCUGGAGAGACAGGCAAGGGCAAGGAAGUUCUACUUGAUGACAUAAACAAGUCAGUAAAACUGACCAAAAUGACUUAUCGUGAUGAAAAUAAUGAUGCUGAAAAAGAAAACAAAGAAGAAAAAGGGGAGAAGGAGGAUUCGCUCAUUGAUCAAGAAAAAGCUUUGGGUAGUGAUGAACGCAAGAGCGACAUUGUUAUCAUAGAUGCCAAACGUUCUCCCAUUCGGAGGUUCUACAACUGGUUCUGUGGCUAUGAAACUGGAAGUGAAGAAGCAGUAAAAGCAGCAAUAGAGCAAGAACAAAGAAUAAGCAUUGUAACAUCCCUGGAGCAAGAUCCAAGAGCCAAGAUUUUUCUUCAGGUCAAUGUUGCCAUAAUCCUUUGCAUUGGGCUUGCUUUGUACAUUUAUUUCUCUGUCUAAUUUACGUCUUUGCAUAUCUAGCAUAAUACGAUAAUGUAAGCAACAACAUUUUAAUGCGACAUUCUUCAAAAAAGACUAGUAGCUGGGAACUGUGAAAGGGACUAUUAACAGCAUGAACUAAAUAAACAGAAGACUCCUUUACUUAGAACAGUUGUUGUACAGCACAAGCAUUUUUGAAGGAUUAUCUCUUUCUAAAAUGAUUCCAUGACAAGAAUUCACAAAUUAUAAUUUGCAGCAGUUAAUUGUUUAUAUUUUAGUAUUUUUAAAAAAUUAAUCAAAACUCUUAAACAUCACUCAUUCCAAGUCAGUCAAUUAAAAAGUGUGCUUUUAAGUACUUGAGUACUGUUAAAAAUGUUUAAAAAUAGAACAUUUAGAUAAUUUCAUUCGAUUAAGUUAUAUAAUCACCAAGGUGUUUAAGAUUUACUAAAUAUAUUGGGUUUAAGUAGAGUGUUGUAUUUUAAAAGAAUGAUAUAUUCAAAAGUAGUUUGGUAAUAGAACAGACUAUAGAAUAACCUAGAGUAAUGCUACAUACAAACCACAGUAUGUAUUUUGUUUUGUUUUAAUAAUAAACACUUAAUUAGCUUA
Actinia tenebrosa (Australian red waratah sea anemone) is the source of this 2738-nucleotide messenger RNA. Its product is annotated as sodium/myo-inositol cotransporter. Gene Ontology annotation, cellular component: plasma membrane. Gene Ontology annotation, molecular function: D-glucose:sodium symporter activity. The record is from RefSeq and is a predicted model, not a curated record. Gene Ontology annotation, biological process: transmembrane transport. Lineage: Eukaryota; Metazoa; Cnidaria; Anthozoa; Actiniaria; Actiniidae.